CAGCAUGCCCCGGAUGUUGAUCAGUCGUUGUCACGGAGUAGGAAUCCUCGUGUGCUCCGGGCGGGCUGCUGAUGUUUUAACAUGUUUUUAUCGCUAUGUUUCUAAGUCUACUUUUAGGGGUGGUGCAUUUAAACUGUUUUCAUCUGAUGCAAUUUGGAUUUCAAAGAAAAGAGACUUUUUGAGGCUGGAAUUAUUCCCACAAAGAAGCAGAAGAGCAACAGGAAGAAGAAGCGGUUUUUAAAAAAAAUGAAAUACCUGAAGGGGAAGGAGUGUUUUAAAGAUAACUCUCAUCAAAGGAGAAACCAUGAACACAAUCGAGCUUCAAAACAGAAUGGAUCUUUCACCAGCCCUGCACCAUCUCUCAUGACAACGAAACGCCAAAGUUCACCUCAUUCUAACCCCUCUUCCAGUGCUGUUGACCAUAACUCUGGACCUUCAACCUCCUCUUUUAACCCUCUACCAACUACUUUCACUGUGACAAAUGAAAAUAGCCAUACAAAGCCAAACCAACCAGUCAACACCAAAACAACAGCAACAUUGUCCUGCGCCUCCAAAUCCAGCACUCAUAAGCUCUCUACCCCCGCAGGGAACCCUACAAAGUACCUCGCCAUUGACUGUGAGAUGGUGGGCGCAGGACCCAAAGGCAGCAUCAGUCAGCUGGCUCGCUGUAGCAUCGUCUCAUACGACGGGGAUGUGAUCUACGACAGUUUCAUCAAGCCCUCCAUGUAUAUAACAGACUUCCGCACAAGAUGGAGCGGUAUUCGUCCCAGAGAUCUCUUCAAAGCCACACCAUUUGCACAGGCCAGGAAAGAGAUCCUAAGGCUGCUCAUGGGGAAGAUUGUUAUCGGCCACGCCAUACAUAACGACUUCAAGGCCCUCGGUUACACGCAUCCUGCUGCCUUGACGAGGGACACGUCGAAAAUCCCUCUUCUCAAUAUGAAGGCUGGUUUUGGGGAGAAAGAGUGUGCCUCACUGAAGAGACUUACCAAAGCCAUCUUCAACCGUGACAUCCAGACUGGAAGAAAGGGCCACUCUUCUGUGGAAGAUGCUAAAGCUACCAUGGAGCUUUACAAGGUGGUAGAAGAGGAAUGGGAGAGGACUCUCGCCUCCGCAUCUUGACCCACGUAGUUCUAUAUUUGAAAGCGCAAAAUAAACUCAGCUCAACCGCCUUUAAAUUUAAAGAUGUCUUAGAAUGAAAUUCAAGUCAUUCAUAAAAAAAUAAGGUACCUUUCUUGUUAGCUUGCUUUAUUGGUUAAACAUGUAUAAUUGAAAGUUAAAACAUGUUUGGUAGCAGGAUUUUUACAAAUGUUAAAACAUUUGGAGUUAUUUUGUGCACACAGGCCCAGAGUUACACUGGGUACAGUGAAGAUCUACAGUAACAUCGAAAUGAGCACAAUUCGAUAUUUUUGUAAUAUAUUUUUUCACACAUGUAUUAAUCAUGUACAUGUUUAAAUGUUCAUGAACUACCUGAAAGAGUAGUUUAAAGUAUAGUUUUACAAAGAAGGAGUACCCAUAAGUUUUACAUUUUUAUCACAGAACUUUUCAUGGAUGUGAUUUGAACACCCACUCACUGAGUGGCUGUAUAACAUUCUUUCUUAGGGUUAAACUGAGUUUAAAUGGUUUUUAUUCCACUUUUAGGUCAGAAUAUCCUUUUCAUCACAUUUUGUGAUGAAACGGAUCACAUAUAUAUGGCACUAAAAACAAAGAUUUAAGCCAUGUUCUAUAAUUAAGAAGUUUGAAAGCCUAUUGGUACUAUCAUACUCCACUGGUGGUAUGAAACUUUGGAAUUUUGUCUAAAAAGUUUAAACAUUUUGGUUUUCUGGGACUAUACCACAUAAUCCAGGCAUGUUUAGCAUACAGAAGUUGUCCUGCAUACUUCCAAGCGAUGUCUGCAGCUCCUUUACUGUUGCUAUAGGCCUCUUGUUAGCCUCCCUUUUUCUUCACGGCUGCUCAUCUGUUCUUGGUGUGAUAAACAAUUCUCUGACAUCAUUGAUGUAACUGCCUUCAUUGUUUCAUUUUAUGUCUGUUGUUUUGGAAUUAGCAUUUUUAUCUUUUUUAUUCUUCAUCUUUUUUUUUAAAUUAUUUUCUGGUUAAUAUCGGUUUAGUCUGAAAAAUCAUCUCAUAUGAUGGAGAUACAUAUUGACAUCUGUAAAAUAGAGUUAAACCAGGAUCAAAAGAACAGACUUAGUUCUUUCUAUUCAAUGAUGAUUCAACAUCAAACCAAACUCGCAGGUUGUUUUUCAUCUUUACAUUUUGUAAUAGUUUAUGUUGCACAGGUUGUUGCUUUUAAGGCAGGUGUAGCUCAAUUGUUACAUUGUCUUUUACCAUUUCUCAAAAAUACUUCACCUACUUUUGCUUGUAAAUAAUGUUAUGGAAAAUAAAUAUCAUAGUGUUUUCUUGGUUAUAUUGUUUAUCUUUGUUCUCAUUUUAAGGGCAAAUUGAAUCACUAGUUUGUUUUUAUUACCUCAGGGAGUGAUUUUAAAUAAAGGUUUUUCUUUGUGGUGGGAUAACCUUUCUUGAAUAAUAUUUAUGCAGGACUGUUCUUGUUUUUCCAUUUGAGGUUUGACAAAUACCGACUUGUUAAUAAAAUUCCUUUGCUCUGUUUUUAAA
Messenger RNA from Poeciliopsis prolifica (blackstripe livebearer), 2610 nucleotides. RefSeq names its product interferon stimulated exonuclease gene 20-like 2 (gene isg20l2). The transcript is spliced from 5 exons. Gene Ontology annotation, molecular function: nucleic acid binding; 3'-5'-RNA exonuclease activity. The record is from RefSeq and is a predicted model, not a curated record. The coding region runs from base 247 to 1119 and encodes 290 amino acids. Lineage: Eukaryota; Metazoa; Chordata; Actinopteri; Cyprinodontiformes; Poeciliidae. Gene Ontology annotation, cellular component: nucleus.